Molecule: messenger RNA, 948 nt
Organism: Nothoprocta perdicaria
Lineage: Eukaryota; Metazoa; Chordata; Aves; Tinamiformes; Tinamidae
Gene: MRPS33
Product: mitochondrial ribosomal protein S33
Exons: 3
Coding region: 375-695 (106 amino acids)
Cellular component (GO): mitochondrion
Source: RefSeq, a predicted model, not a curated record
GAAGACUUAUGUCUUGUUUGAAUGGGCAUAGUACAGACAACAUAAUGUUUAAAAUACUUAAAGAGUCAUGUGGGUUUUGUUCUUCUCCAUUAGAUCCAUAAGAUGGAGGCUGCCAACCCACCCAUGCAGGGAUCUUUUGUGGAAAGGACUUUCCCACUGGAGUUAUCCAAAGGAGCAGAACUGGACAAGUCUAGUUUUUGACAGGGAGCUGAAAACCAACAUCAGAGAUUCAGACUGUUGCUUUUAUUUCUUUAUACAGUUAACAAGCUUUUUUUCCCCAGGUGAAUGAAGCUCUGAAAGAAAGCCUUCUCCAUUUAUAAAAUAUUUUAAAUAGGGAAGGUCUAUGUGUGUGCACAGAAGGUCUGCCUUGGGAAAUGUCCGGUGUCUCCAACUACGCGCUACGAAUGGCCCGCCUGAGCGCUCAGAUAUUUGGAGAAAUGGCCAGGCCAACUGACAGCAAGUCUAUGAAAGUGGUGAAGUUAUUCAGUGAGCAGCCGUUGGCCAAGCGGAAGGAGGUCUACAGCUGGUAUCCUCCUCACAACACCUACUACGCCCUCAUGAAGAAGCUCCGCUACUUUGGCCUUUACAGAGAUGAGCAUCAAGACUUUAAAGAGGAGAUGAGACGGUUGAAAAAGCUUCGCGGGAAGGAAAAACCAAAGAAAGGGGAAGGAAAGAGAGCUCUCAAGAAGAAAUAACAUCACUUCAACAAACUAGGGAACUGCUCUGCAGAUGCUGGGGAAGAGCUGUAACUCCGGCUGUCUGCUCCUAGCUGGAGAGGGCUUGGCAUGUGAGCUGUGUGUGGGAGGUGGAGAAACGCUGUAAAAUGAUGGAUUCCACCUUGGGAGUGCACUUGGAUCUGUGUGGUUUUAUUGCUUUGCAGCAUGUUGAAUUGUCACGAGAGCCCUCUCUUACUUAAGUUGUAACAACAACAGCAAAAAAUAAAAGCGA